AGAAAAGUAAAACAUUUUUUCGAAAACUAAUAAAUCUUCAUUAGAAAGCAUAUAAUAAUGAAUAAUUUGACUACAUACAUACAUAGAAUUUUUUGAAAUUCAGAGUGUAAUCGCUUACUAUACGUGUUAAAUUUUAUAUUAUUUAUAACUUUUGAAAAUUCAAUUUUUUGGGUGCAAUUUCAUUUUAGUAGGUUGCAAAUCGAAACGAACAAUUUGACAUAGUAUAGUAUAUAUUUCUUUCCAAGUACUCACUACCUUUCAGGAUCUAAUGCAUCUAGACUUCUAAUGUCAGGCUUCUCGAAGCUUUGCAAUUAAAGACCUUAUGAUGUGAGGCCUACUGGGAAACAGUGACGACAGGGACAACAAUAAGAUUGGCUUACCUCUCGUCAAACUGUUACAAACAAAACCACACCUAUGCCCUCUGCCACAGGUGGUGCCAACCCUUUAGGGCAGCAGAAAGGGGGAGGUAAUAUGCCCAGCAAUGAAGAGUGUGGAAUCAGAGAUGUCUGGGCCCAUAACCUUGAAGAUGAAUUUCGUACAAUGAGACAAGUUGUGCAACAAUAUCAGUAUAUUGCCAUGGAUACAGAAUUUCCUGGAGUUGUUGCGAGACCUAUUGGUGAAUUUAGAACAAGUGCAGACUACCAGUACCAAUUAUUACGUUGUAAUGUAGAUCUAUUAAAAAUUAUCCAAUUAGGUCUCACAUUUCUUGAUGAUCAAGGAAAUACACCACCAGGAUAUACCACAUGGCAAUUCAAUUUCAAGUUCAAUUUGCAAGAAGACAUGUAUGCCCAAGAUAGCAUAGAUAUGCUAACUAAUAGUGGUAUUCAAUUUAAAAAGCACGAAGAAGAAGGAAUAGACCCAUUAGAAUUUGCAGAAUUGUUAAUGACUUCGGGAAUUGUGUUAGUUGACGAUAUCAAAUGGCUGUCUUUUCACUCUGGUUAUGACUUUGGUUACUUGAUGAAGCUUUUAACAGAUCAAAAUUUACCACAAGAUGAAAGUGAGUUUUUUGAGCUCUUGAGGAUAUAUUUUCCAACAAUCUAUGACGUAAAGUAUCUUAUGAAGUCUUGUAAAAACUUGAAAGGUGGGUUACAAGAAGUUGCAGAACAACUUGAACUACAAAGAGUGGGUCCUCAGCAUCAAGCUGGCUCAGACUCACUUUUAACGGGAAUGGUCUUUUUUAAAAUGAGGGAGAUGUUCUUUGAAGAUAACAUCGAUGAUGCUAAGUACUGUGGACAUCUCUACGGUUUGGGUACAUCGUUUGUGGUCAAUGGUUCGGGCGGUUACUUAGACACCAACGGCGAUAACUCAUCGCCAUCGUAAUAAGGAAAAAAGAGAAAAAAAUCAACAAACUUAAAAAGAAGAAUAGUGUCAUCAUAUUCAUAUGGAAGAGAAAAUAAGAAUUGAAUGGAAGUAAUGAUUUCUUUGUGUAUAAUACCAGCGCAAUCGAGAAAUCCAGUUUAUAUCUCUUGUGUAGAUUCUGUACAACUUAAUGUUCAAACUCUUUAAGUUUUGAUUUUCUUAUUACUACUUUUUUCUUCUUUUUUUAUUUCUACUUUAUAAACUUUUCCUCGAAACAUGAACUCUAGGUAAAAAAAAUUAACGGAAAAAAAGUUUUAUAUAUAAAAAGAAAAACAAUGAGAAAACAAAAAUCAGCGUCGAUUAUUUUUGCUCUAUUAUUGUCCUUCUGUUAAUUAUCUUUUUCUUUUAAAAACAAACAAAAAACAACUAAUUAUUAUUUUUCAUUUUAACUCCGAAACUGAAAUAAACUGUGAU
Messenger RNA from Phymastichus coffea, 1773 nucleotides. It is a transcript of the gene Pop2, whose product is annotated as CCR4-NOT transcription complex subunit 7. The record is from RefSeq and is a predicted model, not a curated record. The transcript is spliced from 7 exons. Lineage: Eukaryota; Metazoa; Arthropoda; Insecta; Hymenoptera; Eulophidae. The coding region runs from base 415 to 1320 and encodes 301 amino acids. Gene Ontology annotation, cellular component: P-body; CCR4-NOT core complex; CCR4-NOT complex. Gene Ontology annotation, molecular function: nucleic acid binding; poly(A)-specific ribonuclease activity.